Striga hermonthica is the source of this 2163-nucleotide messenger RNA. The record is from the annotation of a GenBank genome assembly. Lineage: Eukaryota; Viridiplantae; Streptophyta; Magnoliopsida; Lamiales; Orobanchaceae.
AUGGAGUUUAGCAGCGGCGGAGGCGCUUCUAGCGGCGGUGGCGGCGGCGGCGACCACCACGACGCCUCCGAUCCGCACCGGAGGAAGAAGCGAUACCACCGUCACACGGCCCACCAAAUCCAGAGACUCGAAGCGAUGUUCAAAGAAUGUCCACACCCAGAUGAAAAGACAAGGAAUCUUUUAAGCAGAGAGUUGGGUUUGCAUCCUCGUCAGAUCAAGUUUUGGUUCCAAAAUCGAAGGACCCAGAUGAAGGCACAGCAUGAAAGAGCAGAUAAUUGUGCACUGAGGGCUGAAAAUGAUAAAAUCAGAUGUGAGAACAUAGCCAUUAGAGAAGCUUUGAAGAAUGUCAUCUGCCCCUCUUGUGGUGGGCCCCCUCUCUCCGAAGACCCUUACUUUGAUGAGCAAAAAUUGCGCAUGGAAAAUGCCCAGUUGAAAGAAGAGUUGGAUAGAGUUUCUAGUAUAGCUGCAAAGUACAUAGGAAGGCCAAUCUCACAGCUUCCACCUGUCCAACCCAUCCACAUAUCCUCCUUGGAUUUGUCCAUGUCCAGCUUCGGCCACGGGCCCUCCCUCGACCUCGACCUUCUUCCCGGUAACUCCAUGAGCGUAAUCCCCAAUCUACCCUUCCCUCCCACCGCCAUUUCCGACGUCGACAAGUCACUCAUGGCUGACGUGGCUGCCGGUGCCAUGGAGGAGCUCGUUCGCCUCGUCCAAGCAAACGAGCCGUUUUGGAUGAAGUCGGGUGGCUCGGAUGGACGUGAAGUUCUUAAUCUUGAAAAUUACGAGAGGGCUUUUCCGAAGCCUAAUGGCCACUUGAAGAACCCUAAUGUGAGGAGUGAGGCUUCGAGGGACUCGGGAGUUGUGAUCAUGAACGGGUUGGCGUUGGUCGAUAUGUUUAUGGACUCGAGUAAAUGGGUGGAAUUGUUUCCUACAAUUGUGUCAAGAGCAAGGACUGUUGAAGUCAUAUCAUUAUCUACUGGAAUGCUUGGAACACAAAAUGGCACAUUGCAAUUGAUGUAUGCAGAGUUGCAGGUCCUUUCAGCACUAGUGCCAACUAGGCAAUUCUAUUUUCUCAGAUUCAGACAGCAAAUCGAGCAAGGCUCGUGGGCCAUUGUCGAUGUCUCCUACGAUAUUCCUCAUCAAGACGAGCAAUUUUCGUCACCUUGUAAAGUCAACCGGCUGCCUUCCGGAUGCUUGAUUCAAGACAUGCCGAAUGGGUACUCAAAGGUCACGUGGGUCGAACAUUGGGAAGUAGAGGACAAGGCACCGAUCCACCGGCUUUACCGUGACCUCAUCCACACCGGAUUAGCCUUUGGAGCCGAAAGAUGGCUCUCGACUCUCCAAAGGAUGUGCGAACGAGUCGCGUGCCUUUUGGUCACUGGAAAUUCAACUCGUGAUCUCGGUGGAGUUAUACCGUCGCCCGAAGGCAAAAGGAGCAUGAUGAAGCUUGCACAGAGAAUGGUGAACAAUUUCUGCUCGAGUAUUAAUCCAUCCAACGGUCAGCAAUGGACCACAUUAUCCGGUGGUGGUCUUAACGAAUUCGAAGUACGAGCAACUCUUCACCGGAGCUCCGAUCCCGGCCAGCCGAACGGUGUUGUGCUUAGCGCUGCCGCCACAAUUUGGCUCCCAAUUUCCCACGAAAACGUGUUUAAUUUUUUCAGGGACGAGCGUACUCGGCCUCAGUGGGAUGUGCUUUCGAACCAAAAUCCCGUGCAAGAAGUUGCUCAUAUUGCCAACGGAUCUCAUCCGGGAAACUGCAUUUCGGUCCUCCGGGCGUUUAACACGAGCCAAAACAAUAUGUUGAUCCUUCAAGAGAGCUGCAUCGACUCGUCUGGCUCAAUUGUCGUCUACUGUCCGGUCGACCUUCCGGCGAUCAACAUUGCUAUGAGCGGCGAGGACCCUUCGUACAUCCCGUUGCUUCCCUCCGGUUUUACUAUCUCGCCAGAUGGACGUGGGCCCCACAUUGUAGGCCAGCUGGGCAGUGCUGACGUGGCGUCGACAAGCUCGAAUGUGGUCGAUGGGUCGUUGAUUACUGUCGUGUUUCAGAUCCUAGUGAGCAGCCUGCCGACGGCUCGGAUGAGCCCCGAGACGGUUACGACGGUCAAUAACUUGAUUGGGAACACGGUGCACCAGAUAAAGGCUGCAUUGAACUGUGCGGGGUCGUGA